AUGCAUAAUGUGCCAGCAUUCGGAUACCCUACUCCCCCGGCGUCGCCUUCGUACGACGACCAGAAGUGUACCUACCAACAUCCAUUUGCCAUCCCGGCAGUUUGUCAACCACGAUACCCAGUCAGACCGGAGGACAGAUUAGGAAAAUUUCUCGGUGACAGCCUUCAGCUAGUUGGAAUUCUCGGCACUGGCGCAUAUGGAGUCGUUUACACUGCCGUCGACAUCAGGAACGGGACACGAUAUGCCGUCAAGACUUUGAGCAAGUACAACGCCGAUGGAUCUCCACUGGACCGACGCCAGAUUGCUUUCCAGCAGCGAGAACUCCGCCUACAUUACCUUGCAUCAGCACACCCAAACGUUGUUUCCAUGUUUAAGAUCGUGGAUGAUCCGGACUGUACAUAUGUUGUACUGGAAUACUGCCCAGAAGGAGACCUUUUCUUUAACAUCACGGAGUGUGGACAAUACGUGGGUAAGGACGAUCUUUCUAGGAGUGUCUUCCUCCAGAUCCUGGAUGCCGUCGAGCACUGCCAUACCCUCGGAGUUUACCACCGUGACCUAAAGCCGGAGAACAUUCUUGUGUCGAACCAAGGUGCAACCGUCAAGCUUGCAGACUUUGGAUUAGCUACUUCGUCCGACCGAUCCGAGGAUUACGGAUGUGGCUCGACGUUCUACAUGUCGCCAGAGUGCCUAGAUCCAUCUGCCAGGAGGCCUUUCUACUACUGUGCCCCCAAUGACGUCUGGAGUCUGGGCGUCAUCUUGGUGAAUUUGACUUGUGGUCGCAACCCCUGGAAGCAGGCAUCCUUUGAGGACUCUACCUACCGUGCCUUUACCAGGAAUUCCAGCUUUCUCAAGACUAUUCUUCCUCUAACAGAUGACCUGAACGACAUCCUGGGAAGGAUCUUUGAACGAAACCCAGACCAUAGAAUUACGUUAGCAGAGCUCCGGGAAAGGAUUUUGGCUUGCCCCCAAUUUACU
Molecule: messenger RNA, 975 nt
Organism: Truncatella angustata
Lineage: Eukaryota; Fungi; Ascomycota; Sordariomycetes; Amphisphaeriales; Sporocadaceae
Product: kinase-like domain-containing protein
Exons: 2
Biological process (GO): intracellular signal transduction; protein phosphorylation
Molecular function (GO): ATP binding; protein serine/threonine kinase activity
Source: RefSeq, a predicted model, not a curated record